AUGGCAGCGCUGUGGACGCUGGCGCGGCUCGAGCGCGCGGUCGAGACCUUCUCGGGACAGCUGCAGUGCGCAAUCUGCCUGUGUGCGUACGAGAACCCCGUGUCCUUGCCCUGUAACCACUGCUUCUGUGAAGAAUGUAUCCACCGCGCGCUGGAGCUGAAGACGCUGUGUCCGAUCUGCAAGACGCCAGCGAACAAACGGCGUCUGCGCUACGACACGACGCUACGAGAGCUUCUCCGGGCCAUGGAGAUGCUCAGUGAGGCAUCAGGAGCCGAGGAAAUCGAUAAGGCCGUGGUUGCAAAGGAGGAGGUACCGCCGAAGCGUGAAGCAGAUAAAGUUGCUGAUCCGCAGCCGCCGAAGCGUGAAGCAGCUAAAGUUGAUGAUUCGCAGCCGUCUUUGCGACGAAGUAGACGCAACUCUACGACUACCGGAUCGUUGUCAAUGGAUGUGCAAGUGGAUAGUAAGGCUCCGCUCCUAAGUGCUCACGCGGAGGUCAAGGAAGAAAGAAACGCGGUUCUGGGGACUGAUUUGGUAGAGAGAAGAUCGUCGCCUCGGCGGGCGCUGCUGCAGGACGUAAAGUCACCAGCAACCCAGCUUGAUCCGCUCACUAUCGGGUCAAUAAAUGUGGCUACACCUCGAUGCGUACAUGCACGUGCUUGCAAAAGUACGAAGGGAGAUUCUGUGGAGACGGUUGUGAUGCAACCACGCAAUGCUGUGGACGACGGAACGACUGUGAACGUUGUCGCAGCUCGAACGCAAUUGGACGAUGUAGUGGAGCAGAAACAACAACGCACGACAAGACGGCAGCGGCAGUUAAGUUUGACGUCAGAUACGGUACAAGAUGAUGAUGCGCGAAGAGUGCCGAAUACACGACUGCGUUCUGCUACGAAUCAGGUCGUUGUAGCAGGCAUUGACCCAGAAAUGUCAUUGUUACAGACACCGACACUACGCAAACGAAGAAGGUCUGCAAUGAACGGUGUUGCGCCGGAUGCAGUCGAAAGUAUAGCAUUAAAGAAGAAGGCAGUUUCUAGUGGACAGACUUUGCCUCGUCUUGACUCGGCAGGCACCUUAUCACUGGCCGAUGAUUACCAAACGCAUUCUUUGCCAAACGUCGAAGCCAAAGUUAUUUAUAAUGUCGGAGAUCUGGUGGACGUCAUUGAGCGGCAGUGGGUGGGUAUUAACAAACGAGGUGGGGCUGCGCGCAUCACGAAGGUUCACGCAGACGGCUUUUACGCAGUCAAAUUUGUAAUGGGCUGCAAGGAUAACUGUGUGCCAGCAAGUUGUAUUCGUUGGCCUGCAGAAGAGUUGGUUGCCGAAACAACACCGAGCCAUGUCGUUAAACAGCGCUUACGGCGGCGUGUCUCCAACGCACUAAACUCACCGGACUCUGCAGCCACAAAAACGAAAGGAUCCACCGAUACUUCAGAAGUCAAGGUGAAAAAGGUGACGAAGCAGAAGCGCUCGGGUAUGGUUUUCCUCUGCUCGGGGUUUGAGAAGCAGCGAAUGCGGCAGAUUAACGAGUGGGCUGACGAGCUUGGAGCUGAAGUUGUACAAUUCUGGACCCAUGACGUGACCCACUUGAUUGUAAAAUGCGUACAUGACGACGAUGCCGAGGACGGGGACUCUUCGAUAGAAGACUUUGAUUCCUCCUCUUCGCGGCCGGAACAUCAUCAUGACAAGCCUCGUCUAUUUAUUAAUUCGAAGUCAGGUCGAUGGGUAAAGACUCGAUCUUUAAAAUACCUCAAGGCCUUAGUUGGUGGUCGGUGGAUUGUGAGCGACGAGUGGCUCCAAGCUUGUGCUAAGCACGGCAGAUACAUCAGUGAAUUAAAUUAUGAGGUAGACGGUCAUUGGAAGGGAAAGAUGAUUCAAGACGCUGCCAAGCGGUCACGGCUCAAACGUGAAAAGCUUCUUCAGUUGUCGUCAGCAGAUAUUGACCGCUCCACUAUUGGCACGAUGCUAUUUGCAGAUUUCUGCUUCUACGUUAUCGGCGAGUUUCUCCCUCCCGUGCCAUCUAUAACGGAGUUGAACACCUUGAUAAGCAUGGGCGGUGGGAGAAUGAUCACGUCCAUUGAUGAUAUCCGUGAGGAGAUGCACAAACGCGAAAACCGCACGCGAAAGCUUAUCAUUGUGUCUGACAAGAUCAAUCCGACUGCUUUACGUCAGCAGACAAGGCGCCUCAAAGCGCAGUCUCAUGUAAAAGCGAUACGAUCGGUGAUCAUUGUGAAUUACUUGUGGGUGAUUAACAGCAUCAGCGAGGCGAGUCUUCGCGAGCUUCCUUUGGCGUAA
This is a messenger RNA of Peronospora matthiolae, 2286 nucleotides long. Lineage: Eukaryota; Oomycota; Peronosporomycetes; Peronosporales; Peronosporaceae. The record is from the annotation of a GenBank genome assembly.